Messenger RNA from Oryza sativa Japonica Group (Japanese rice), 3154 nucleotides. Its product is annotated as wall-associated receptor kinase 5. Lineage: Eukaryota; Viridiplantae; Streptophyta; Magnoliopsida; Poales; Poaceae. Gene Ontology annotation, biological process: protein phosphorylation; cell surface receptor signaling pathway. The record is from RefSeq and is a predicted model, not a curated record. Gene Ontology annotation, cellular component: plasma membrane. Gene Ontology annotation, molecular function: polysaccharide binding; calcium ion binding; protein serine/threonine kinase activity.
UACAUAUAGUUUUACACAUUUUACAAAAGUUUUUGAAUAAGAUAAAUGGUCAAACAUGUUUAAAAAAGUCAACGGCGUGGAGGGAGUAUAUUUUUAGGAGAUAAAUGAAGACCAGGAACGGAACCGCGGCGCGGCGGCGUGCAUGGGCGGCUCCGAUGGAACCGGUGGCCGCUCCGGCCGCGGGCUCCGGCUCAGCCCCACCUGCUACGCGGAAACGGAAACAGCGGCGGCGGGGGGAGCCAUGAGCCAUCGAGGGGAACGACGCUCACAGGGGCGCUGUCGCGGUUGCGGACGUUGAAGCGAGCGGCGGCGGCGUAGAUUCCGUCGGCGGGGGAAUCGAAUCGGGCGGAGGUGCCAUGCCGAGCGCCGGCUGGUUGUGCGCCGACGGCGUCACGAUCGGAUCGGCGCCUCCGCCAACUUCGGUGUGACUCCGCGCUCUCCAUCGAUUUUAACCAAGCUGCAGGGAAAGGAAGGUUGUUCAACUUAAUCAAAUCGUGUUGAUAGUGCCCGAAUUCCUCGUAGUUUCAUUUGGUAGGUUGGAUGCAUAAGGGUAGAGUAGUGGUUAAUUAGCUUGGGGAAUGGAGACUACAAGAAGCUCAAGUGCCAUCUGCCUAGUCAGUGGAGAUUGAGAGAGCAUCAGUUCAACAUAUGGAGAGGUUCGCAAGUAUGAGAGUUGUGUUUUCGCUAUCUGUACUUGCAGUUCUGCUGCUACAGCUGCUGUUGGGUGUAGCAACGGCGGCAGCAGCUAAUUGCAGCACCCACUGUGGCAACAUCGGAAUCUCCUAUCCAUUUGGAGUAGAGCCUGGCUGCUACCACGAGGGCUUCAACCUCACCUGCGAUCGCUCGCACAAGCCGCCCAAGCUGUUCCUUGGUGAUGGCUCCGUUGAAGUGCUCGAGAUCUCGAUUCCUAGUGGCACGGUGCGCAUCAACAGCAGCAGUAUCGUUCCAGUAUCAACAUCAAGUGCUGUUGGAACUGGCAGUGUCAACAAGACAGGGAAAUACCACACAUGGGGUGGACUGAGAAAGGGCGGCCCGUUCUUCAUCUCGCCGUACAAGAACAAGUUCCUGGUUCUAUCAUGCAGCAAUGUUCAAGUUCUUCUUCUUGGAGGCGAUAAUUCCACUGUCAAUGCCUGUGCUACUUACUGCCCUCCAGCCCCCAAGAAAGGCCAACCUUUUCAGUUCCCAAUGCGCAACGAGUGUUCUGGUAUUGGCUGCUGCAGUGCGGCCAUCCCCAAAGGCUACACAUCCUAUAGCAUCCAGAUCCAACCUGCCAAUGAAAUUUCAGAGUUUGAUGCAGAGUCCUCUGUGUACAUAGCUGAGGAGGGGUCCUAUAAUGCCACACGCCUUAUCUUUGAAACUGUCAGUGCACUCCCAGCUUUGCUGGACUGGGCUAUUAGCAAUUCGACAUGUGGUACGAAGCCAUCUGCAGCCCCUGCACCUGCAUGCCGCAGCAGUAACAGCUAUUGUCAAAACUAUACAAGCUAUGUCUACAAUGGCUAUCAGUGUCGCUGCAAUGCUGGUUAUCAAGGCAACCCUUACAUUCCAAACGGAUGCCAAGACAUUGACGAAUGUUCACACUGGAAACUCCACUCAUGCUAUGGUACCUGCGUAAAUAUGCCCGGAACAUUUCAUUGCCGCUGUCCUGAUGGGACUUACGGCAAUCCCUUGAUGGAAGGGGGAUGCAUCAAGAUAAAGAAUUCCUCUCAAGGUUUAAGCAUUGGUCUUGUAGUCAGUGGCGGCACAGUUCUUUUGCUUCUGGCUCUUUGUGCUCCCCUCGCAACACGUAAGAUUAAGCUACGGAAGAUGAAGAAAACAAAAGAAAGAUUUUUCAAGCAAAAUCAUGGGUUGCUAUUGCAGCAAUUAAUUUCACAAAAGGUGGACAUUGGGGAAAGAAUGAUCAUUACCUUAUCAGAUCUAGAGAAGGCCACAAACAAUUUUGAUAAAAGUCGUGAGGUUGGUGGGGGAGGGCAUGGCAUUGUGUACAAGGGAAUACUUGACCUACAUGUUGUGGCCAUCAAGAAAUCAAAGAUAGUAGUACAACGAGAAAUUGACCAAUUCAUAAAUGAGGUUGCAGUUCUUUCCCAAAUCAACCAUAGAAAUGUAGUGAAGCUCCUAGGAUGCUGCCUUGAGACAGAAGUUCCAUUGUUGGUUUAUGAGUUUGUUUCAAAUGGAACACUUUAUGAUCAUCUUCAUGUUGAAGGGCCAAUGUCAGUUCCGUGGGAUGACCGACUAAGGAUUGCACUUGAAGUUGCUAGAGCUGUUGCGUAUCUGCAUUCAGCUAGUUCUAUGCCAAUAUUCCAUAGAGAUAUUAAAUCUUCCAAUAUACUUCUUGAUGAUAGCUUGACAGCAAAGGUGUCAGACUUUGGAGCUUCAAGGUACAUUCCAAUCGAUCAAACAGGAGUGACAACAGCUGUUCAGGGAACAUUUGGAUAUUUAGAUCCAAUGUACUAUUACACUGGAAGGCUAACUGACAGGAGUGAUGUUUUUAGUUUUGGUGUUCUUCUCGUGGAAUUGCUUACUAGAAAGAAGCCGUUUGUACACACCUCUAGCAACGGCGAUGCUCUUGUUUUACAUUUUGUUUCACUACAUACAGAAAACAACUUGGUCGACAUAUUAGAUCCUCAAGUCAUGGAAGAGGGAGAUGGAGAAGUCCAAGAAGUAGCUGCACUAGCAGCAACGUGUAUUAAAUUGAAGGGAGAUGACCGGCCUACAAUGAGAGAAGUGGAGAUGGCACUUGAAAAUAUACGAGUUAAGAAGAAGCAUGCUACACUUGGUACAACAUCAAAUAGAUGUGAUGGGGACCAAAUUGUAUGUGAUUAUUUGUCGACUAGAGGAAUCACUGACGAAUCAACAAGACAAUACACUAUGGAAGAGGAAAUAUUGUCGUCUGGUACCUAUCCUCGAUGAUGUUUGUCUUUGGCCUGAACUAGAAUUGCUGUUUGUUAUAUGUACAACGUUUGUAAAGCAUGUCAGUAGUGCAAGAAGUGAUCUUGCUUUAUUGUUUUGGAAAUGAAGAAUUGUUUCUAUCCCGUCAUAAACAAUUCCCGAAAUCUUUUCGUUGGCAGCGAAUGUCUGGCUCAGUUGAAUUCAUACAUUCUAGAUAAAUCAAUGCAUGUAAACAUAACAAUGGAAGGCAAUUAUAUAUUUUUCUCUA